CACGACACAAAUCAACUUUCUGUUUCUCUGUUCUGUCCUCUCGAACUCCUGACUCCUGACUGCCAUGGCUGCGCCGUCCAAGACCGUUUGCCUGCGAGCUUUCAACAAGGACCUGGAUGGAACUAACCCAUGGGAGAGGCAAGGGCCCGCGCCGCCGCCGUUGCCCAAAAGGAUCGCCUGGCCCGGCGGCAAGAUCGUAUCGAACAAGGAUGAGGCACUAGCCAACUUCCUGAGGCGGAAGGUGGACCAAGGCCAGACACUCACUCCCGAACAGAUGACCAUGCUUAAGAGGAUGGCGUACCCGAACGCAUCAGCAUCGGUACCAUCUGGCGGGUCCGGUGUUGGCACCACGGCUGCUGCGGCUAAAGGCAAGAGAAAAGUACGCGGAGUCGGCCACGUGUACGAGAACAGCGGCGGUGGCGGUGGCGGAAGUGUUUACGCUCGAAACCUGCUGCACAAGCUAGAGCGCAAGGUAAGGAAAGGGCGCAAGCACGGGACCCCCCAGGCGGGGGUGGGAGUGGGGUGCGAGGGCGAAGUCGUCGUUCGAGUGUGGACAGCCUGGCGGAGAGCAAAAAGGAAAGCUACUACAUAGCGUGUGGGGGGUUUUCCGCCUUUUGUGUCGCCCCCCAUUCGCGUCGAUCUUCCCGGCACGGGAACGUUCUGAGGAAUGGGCGCCGGAAUCAUCGUUCCUCGCGUUUGCUUGCUUGCUUGCCCGAAAGAUCAUCACGUACAUCUAGAGGGAGACAAACCAGCCGACCACUCCGGCUGCCUUCCUGCCUGCCUGCCUUGCUCGUUGGAGCUACACCGCUACCACGUGCCGUAGGAGGUGGUUGUACACGGCAUGUUCCGUGGAAGGGGUUGGGAAAAGGGGGUGGAAAAGCGGGGGAUUAAGCGCUACAGCCCCGCAGGUCAAGGGCGUGUUGUGUGUGGUUGGUCUCUCGAGGCAAAAACGAUCGAUGAAGGCACAGCAUCCCCGCGGCCCAUGCAGUCGUGGGUUCACGGGAUGCACGGCACGAGAGCCGAGAGAGAUUUCAUUAGGUGGGACGAGUAUUUCCUGGUUGUAAGGGGGGCAGGGAAGAAGCAACAAAGAACGAGGGUCGUCCCAAAGGGAAAGGAGCACGGAGUUUAGCCGGAUAUUUGCUCAAGUGACCCUGCGGCAAGGCUUGCGGGAUACCUGGACACACACCCAUCCAUCCACAUGCGGGAAUACUACUUUCGACGUGUAAACCGACAGCUCGGGCCAUCCUACCAAGAAAAAACGCAAUUCUCCCCCCGGAGUUCAAUACACAGCGACGACAACCAGCCGUGUUUUUGUGCCCGCCGCCUGUACGUGCCCCCAACACUUGGGGCUGGGAAACCGGGGGGGGAGGGGGCUUGAGAGCGCACUGCGGAUGCCCCGUGAUUGCGCCGCCGUGUGGGCGUAGAGCUGCAGUGUUGUGGUCUUUUGGGUAGCCGUUCUCACAGUCCGGCCACACGAGCCUUACCUACCGAUUUGACCGACGACGACCGAUCCAAGUGAGACAAUUGCAAACACAGGUACGCUCUGGUUGAAGUUUUCGGCAGAUGCAUGCAUGCGUUCGCGUUGUGCCUACGCGGGCGGAACGGCUUGUGUGUGGCUCAUGUGUGGGCCUGGUGUGUGUGUGUGUGUGUGUGUGUGUGUGUGUGUGUGUGUGUUUUUAUUAUUAGCAUCGACCGCGCUAACCGGCUGACCAAUGAAAAGACGUCAGUCUUAGUGUGUGUGUGUGUGUGUGCANGGGAAACCGGGGGGGGAGGGGGCUUGAGAGCGCACUGCGGAUGCCCCGUGAUUGCGCCGCCGUGUGGGCGUAGAGCUGCAGUGUUGUGGUCUUUUGGGUAGCCGUUCUCACAGUCCGGCCACACGAGCCUUACCUACCGAUUUGACCGACGACGACCGAUCCAAGUGAGACAAUUGCAAACACAGGUACGCUCUGGUUGAAGUUUUCGGCAGAUGCAUGCAUGCGUUCGCGUUGUGCCUACGCGGGCGGAACGGCUUGUGUGUGGCUCAUGUGUGGGCCUGGUGUGUGUGUGUGUGUGUGUGUGUGUGUGUGUGUGUGUGUGUUUUUAUUAUUAGCAUCGACCGCGCUAACUGGCUGACCAAUGAAAAGACGUCAGUCUGUGUGUGUGUGUGUGUUUCUUUCAAUAGCAUCGACCGCCUAACUGGCUGACCAAUGAAAGGACUCUUUCGACGGAAGAUGGAAAACAUUUCUAUAGGUCAUGAUCUGAUUUCCGAAGGGGGAUGUGCAUCAUUUUCUUGUAUGUUGCAUCGAGCAUGCUUGAAGACACUCCACGACACUCUUUGUGGCAGGAUAAAAAACACACCACGUCUAUGCGUGUGCCCACUACGUCUAUGCGUGUGCCCCACGCGCGUGUGCGUCCUCCGUUGUCGUCGUCCUUCCCACCCGGACGACGUUCGAGAAAAGACGACGCCGAUCGUGGACGAGACAAAACAAAAUGAACACACACGUGUUCGCGGCCCACCGUAUUUUUUUGGGGGGAUGGAUUUGAUGUAGUACUACCCACCCAGCCUAAAGGCGCACGCGCCCGGCCAACUCGCAUCAUC
This is a messenger RNA of Ectocarpus sp. CCAP 1310/34, 2578 nucleotides long. The record is from the annotation of a GenBank genome assembly. Lineage: Eukaryota; Phaeophyceae; Ectocarpales; Ectocarpaceae.